AUGGCUGGUCGACGCGCCCAAACCCCCAAGCGCCCCCAACCGAAGAAGGCCGCGCCCCGCGGCAAGGGGGUCCCCAAGACGUCGGACCUCAUUGGCGUCGCCUCCGUGCCCCUCUCGGAGCGCUUCACGCAGCUGCAUGCGGCGCCAGCACACACCGCGCCCAAGAAGAAGAAGAAGGCGGCCGUGGUCGUCGGCGCGGCCCAGAAAGCGAAGCGCCAGAACACUGUGAACGCCCGCCGCGGCAUUGCGCCCGCGCCGCUUGCCAAGCAGCAGCUCAAGGCCAAGCAGACGGCUGCGUUGGCCAAGCCGUCGUUGAGCCGCACCAAGGGCGGUGUCAAGAUCAACAACCUGCGAAGUGGCAAGCGCCAGGGCGCCGUGAAGCGUCUCGCCAAGCCGACACCGGUCAAGAAGGAAGAAGACCUUGAUAUGGACAUGGACACGUACUGGUUUGAGGCAGGAAAGGGCCCGGACCCGAAGCAGAAGCGCCUCGACGACCAAAUGGACCAGUACUGGGCGAGCAAGCCCGUCGAAGUCGCGCCCUAG
Messenger RNA from Saprolegnia parasitica CBS 223.65, 543 nucleotides. RefSeq lists its product as hypothetical. The record is from RefSeq and is a predicted model, not a curated record. Bases 1 to 543 code for a protein of 180 amino acids. The transcript has a single exon. NCBI's taxonomy places the organism in Eukaryota, Oomycota, Saprolegniomycetes, Saprolegniales, Saprolegniaceae.